Molecule: messenger RNA, 4395 nt
Organism: Thamnophis elegans (Western terrestrial garter snake)
Lineage: Eukaryota; Metazoa; Chordata; Lepidosauria; Squamata; Natricidae
Gene: CENPT
Product: centromere protein T
Exons: 21
Coding region: 24-3869 (1281 amino acids)
Biological process (GO): kinetochore assembly; chromosome segregation; mitotic cell cycle
Cellular component (GO): kinetochore
Molecular function (GO): DNA binding; protein heterodimerization activity
Source: RefSeq, a predicted model, not a curated record
UCUCGGCGGGCGGCGGCCGAGCCAUGGCCACCCGGAGGAGCCUGCGAGGACAGUGGCCGGAGGAGGACCCGCAAGGUCGCAGGAGGUCGCUGCGGUUGGCUAGGCAAAAGGCUGAACCCUUUAAUUAUCAAAGAUCCUUGGCUUAUCAGGCACCUACCAACUCUGCACAGAUGGAUAUUGCAACACCUCGAACCAUUUUUAAGAAGGUCCUACAGACACAACCAAUUGUUUCCCCUCUUGUUUCUGAGAAACCUGAUUCUCCAAAAACAGUUGAUACAACUUUCCAUUUUCCUGUGAAGUUUGAUUCUUCCAUCAAUCUAGAAGUCAGCCUGUCGGACUCCAUUCAGAGAGAGAAGCCUAGGAUUUCACGGCAUCCAACGAGAUCGAAAAAGGUCCGUCUCUCUGAAUUUGAAAGGGGUCUGAACAACCAUCUUCAGUCCAACACAGCUCAAGACAUGCUGGACCAUACAUCUUUGACAAAGUCUCUUCAGAUCUCUUUUACAACCCCAGCACCACUGAACUCCGCUGGGAGAAAAGGCUUGAUCCGUCGUCCCAAAAACUACCGAGGAGUUAAUGUGAAGGAUUUUGAAGGGGGCCUUGAACAAGACUUGCUGCAGAUCAAAGACUCGGCAGGAAACAACCCCGAAGACCAGAAAACUACAACGUUCCAAUCAAACAACACAGAGGCUCUUUCGGUAGAGACAGAACUCUUUCUCCCACCUCAUUCCGAUCAGGAGAAUGAGAUGGAGUCAUCUAAUGUCCUACCAGAACCGGAUUUGGCAAGUAAACCUUUAGGUCGUAGGAGUGCGCCAUCUCUGAGCCAAACACAGGACAAAAUAUCUGACAUGGAAGUUGAAAAAGUGGCUGAAAGCAUCCCCCCGCAAAUCUUGGAACCGGAAAGUGAACCAGAAACUGAAUCCAUGGAAAAGGAUGAGGGUUACCCAGAAGAAAGCCCACAGGAUGCAGGAAAAGGAUUGAGACCCAGUCUGGGAAAGGAGAAGUUAAGUCCAGGCCCCGAAGAUGCCGGCAGCAUAAAAAACGUUUCCCAGAAAGGAAGAUUCACGCCUCAAAAGCAACAGCAAAAGCAUUUUGAAGGAAACAGUCCUGACGAGGAACUCCUCACUCCCACAGAGACUGGCCCGGAUGCAAGAAGACCAUCCACACAAACAGAUGCUCAUCACCUAAGAGCAUCUCAAAGAAAUUUCUCAACUUGGUUGAGUAGAAAAAUUGUCCGGCGUUCAGUGAAUGAGAUGGUGGCACAAAUCACCAAGGAGCUAGAGAACAUCAUCCCAGCAGUUGCAGGACAGGGUAUGGCCAAGGUGGACUCGGAGGAAGAUUCUUCUCUUCGGGAAAUAACUGUUGACAUCUCUCAAAGUCCUAGAGUGGCAACUUCAAGUGGAAGUGCAAGGGGAAAGACUCCCAAGAAGCUGGAGAAGACCCCCUUUAAGGGAAUGAGAGAUAGAACAAAUCCACAAACCGGUGAUAGAAACAGAUCAAAAGAAAUGAAGAAUGUGGAAACUGAACACAUUCUGGAUUUUGAAGCCAAAGACAACCCAGAAGUUGAGAUGUCAGAAUCUGAGGACAUUGCUGUUGAGAUCUCUCAAAGUCCUAGAGUGGCAACUCCAGGUAGACGCGCAAGUGGAAAGACCCCAAAGACGCUGGAGAGAACCUCCUUUAAGGCAAUGAGAGAUAGAACAAAUCCACAAACAGGUGAUAGAAACAGAACAAAAGAAAUGAGGAAUGUGGCAACUGAACAGAUUCUGCAGUUUGAAGCCAAAGGCAACCCGGAAGUGGAGGAGAUGUUAGAAUUUGAGGAUGUUGCUAAUGAGAACUCUCAAAGUCCUAGAGUGGCAACUCCAAGCAGACGCGCAAGUGGAAAGACCCCAAAGACGCUGGAGAGGACCCCCUUCAAGGCAAUGAGAGAUAGAACAAAUCCACAAACAGGUGAUAGAAACAGAACAAAAGAAAUGAGGAAUGUGGCAACUGAACAGAUUCUGCAGUUUGAAGCCAAAGGUAACCCAGAAGUGGAGGAGAUGUCAGAAUUUGAGGAUGUUGCUAUUGAGAUCACUCAAAGUCCUAGAGUGGCAACUCCAAAUAGAUGCGCAAGUAGAAAAACUCCCAAGACGCUGGAGGGAACCUCCUUUAAGGCAAUGAGAGAUAGAACAAAUCCACAAACGGGUGAUAGAAACAGGUCAAAAGAAAUGAAGAAUGCGGAAACUGAACAAAUUUUGGAGUUUGAAGACAAAGACAAACCAGAAGUUGAGGGGAUGUCAGAAUCCGAGGACUUUGCUAAUGAGAUCUCUCAAAGUCCUAGAGUGGCAACUCCAAGUAGACGCGCAAGUGGAAAGACUCCAAAGACGCUGGACAGGACCUCCUUUAAGGCAAUGAGAGAUAGAACACAUCCACGAACAGGUGAUAGAAAAAAAAUGAGGAAAGAACAGAUUCUGCAGUUUGAAGCUGAGGACAACCUAGAAGUCGAGGGGUUAGAAUCUGAAAACGUUGCUAAUGAGAUCUCUCAAAGUCCUAGAGUGGCAACUCCAAGUAGACGCGCAAGUGGAAAGACUCCAAAGACGCUGGACAGGACCUCCUUUAAGGCAAUGAGAGAUAGAACACAUCCACGAACAGGUGAUAGAAAAAAAAUGAGGAAAGAACAGAUUCUGCAGUUUGAAGCUGAGGACAACCUAGAAGUCGAGGGGUUAGAAUCUGAAAACGUUGCUAAUGAGAUCUCUCAAAGUCCUAGAGUGGCAACUCCAAGUAGACGCGCAAGUGGAAAGACUCCAAAGACGCUGGACAGGACCUCCUUUAAGGCAAUGAGAGAUAGAACACAUCCACGAACAGGUGAUAGAAAAAAAAUGAGGAAUGAACAGAUUCUGCAGUUUGAAGCUGAGGACAACCUAGAAGUCGAGGGGUUAGAAUCUGAAAACGUUGCUAUUGAGAUCUCUCAAAGUCCUAGAGUGGCAACUCCAAGUAGACGUGCAAGUAGAAAGACUCCCAAGACACUGGAGAGGACCCCCUUUAAGGCAAUGAGAGAUAAAACACAUCCACAAACAAGUGAUAGAAAAGAAAGGAGGAAUGUGGAAACUGAACAGAUUCUGCAGUUUGAAGCCGAAGACAACCUAGAAAUCGAGAUGUCAGAAUCUGAGGACGUUGCUAAUGAGAACGCUCAAAGUCCUAGAGUGGCAACUCCACAUAGACGCACAAGUGGAAAGACUCCCAAGACGCUGGACUCCUUUAAGGCAAUGAGAGAUAGAACAAAUCCACAAACAGGUGAUAGAAACAGAACAAAAGAAAUGAGGAAUGUGGAACAGAUUUUGGAGUUUCAAACUGAAGACAGCCCAGAAGUUGAGGAUAUGUCAGAAUCUGAGGACGUUGAACCAACUGCCAGAACACCAGCCUUUGUUCGCGCUAAAGCUUUUCACUGUACACCAUUGCUAUCCAGCCCACAUAUUUCAAAAGAGGUGGCUUCUAGGACGCCAGUGAAACAGAAUUUGGUUCAACGGGUUCCCAAGCCAGGUAAGAAAGCCCGCCAGGAAAAACGAGAGCCGUCCCUCCCCAGCAACUUGGUGAAAAAAAUGUUCACCCACUACGUCAAGAUGCCAGUAACCAAAGAGGCGUUGCAAGUUGUGGAUAAGUGUGUCAAUAUCUACUUCAAGCAUCUGAGCAACGACCUGGAAGCCUACGUAAACCAUGCUCGACGGAAGACAGCAGAGGCAGCUGAUCUGGAGCUCCUCAUGAGGCGGCAAGGACUGAUAACAGACAAGAUGCCUCUAAAUGUGCUGGUCGAGCGACACUUACCUUUGGAGUACAGGAAGCUUCUAAUUCCUAUCGCCAUCAGCGGGAACAAAGUGAUCCCUCAGAAUCUGAAGUGAGAAGCUUGGAGGCCCGAGGGCAGAACAUUUCUGGUUUGGAAAUAAGCAGUGGAAGGGAAAAGAUCUCCUAAGGCUCUGGACUAGAACGGAUGAAGAUUUGUCCCUAAGACAAAAUCAUUUACACAGCAUUUAAUUUAAUCGUGGCACCUUCUCAGAAACAAGCAAUGCUGAAUUGUACUUAUUGUGUCUCAGUUACUGCGGUACAGGAGGAGCCUUGAUUUUCUGUCUCUACCAGGGUUGCAAGUUAUAUUUUGUUAAAAAAAAAAAUCUGUAUUACUUUAGAAUAAAACUGUUUUCUCUGUACUCUUGUUCUCAAGCAAGCGAAAACCUGUGGUCCUAUGUCAAUUUUACUAAACCUUUCUUUGUAUUCUGAAGAUAUUAGAACUUUUUGUAAUUUUAGGUAUUUUUCUUCCAUGUUUUAAGAUUAUAAAUAAACAUCCAAACCUAGGUAAAUGCAGUUCUUAAGUAGAGAUUAAUAAAUCAAACUAUGGCAGUGUUUCUCAACCUUGGCAACUUGAAGAUGUCU